Molecule: messenger RNA, 1891 nt
Organism: Leucoraja erinaceus (little skate)
Lineage: Eukaryota; Metazoa; Chordata; Chondrichthyes; Rajiformes; Rajidae
Exons: 8
Coding region: 188-1876 (562 amino acids)
Biological process (GO): regulation of transcription by RNA polymerase II
Cellular component (GO): transcription regulator complex; nucleus
Source: RefSeq, a predicted model, not a curated record
GGGCAGACGUCAUGACGCAGUAGAGGGGCAGACGUCAUGACGCAGUAGAGGGGCAGACGUCAUGACGCAGUAGAGGGGCAGACGUCGGGACCUUAAAGCGGAAAGACAUUUACACCGGAGCUUUGGACAGAUUUGUUUUGCGGCCCCACGUGAUCCGGCGGAGACAGACGAGGGUGAGCAUCGCAAAAUGGUCCCAAGAAGAUGGAAGGUGCUGCCCGGGAGCGAGGCCCAACCCCCACCCAACAGGCAGGUUAAAACUGAGGAGGGCCUGGAGAUUGAGGUCAAGGUGGAGGAGGAGGAGGAGGAGGAUGAGGAUGAGGGCCUGGAGGAGACCAUGGAGAUGUAUCGUGUCCACAGCACCAACACCAACAUCCCACCCCGGACUAAGACAUGGCUCCAAAGAAAAGGCAGAAGUGCAGGGUUAAGGCACAACCCUCAACACAAACCUGCCAUGCAGGUGUUGCUGAACCAGGAGGAGGAGUGGCAGGAGUGGCCGGAGGAGAUGCCACAGGAGGAGGAAGACCUGGAGGAGGAAGCCCUGGAGGAUGAGACCAGGGAGGGAGGCCACGUCCCCACCACCACCGCCCCAUCCUUGAAUGGCCCAUUUAAAGCCAACAACGCAGCCCCUUCUUCCGUGUCUGUGUCAGACACAGCAUCAGAAACGGACGCCCCAUUGGUGGUGAGGAAGGACUGGAGGAAGGUUUUGCCUUUUACCUUCAGCAGGCAGCAGGAAGGAGAACUGGUGGAAUGGUAUCGGCAAAACACCAUCCUGUACGAUAAGGAACAUGAAGAUUACAGGAUGAGGGAGAAGAAGAACAAAUUAUUCCAGGAAAAGGCGAAGGAAUAUCCUGACUGCACCUAUGAUCAGCUCUGCCAGUGGAUCAAGAACCAGCGGACAAUAUAUGGGAAGCUGACGACCAUGGCGACAAAAACUGGGACUGCUGGGAAAAAGUUCACCAAGAGGCAGCAGUGGAUUCAUGACAAGUGGUCGUUCAUGAAACCGCACAUCGUGCGAGUAGAGAGGAGGAGGAGCUGCAAGAAGUUUCAAAAGUUAAAUCCACCGCCCAGCGCGCCCCAUGCACUGGUGGAAGAUCCGUUUCAGGGGGCAUCUACAACCAGUUCCGGCCUUAAGCCAAUUGGGCCAAUUGUUCCCAAUUGGGCCCCGCGCCUCCUAAUGCCGGCCCUGUCCUCAACAUCCCCCUCCACCAGUCAGCAGCACUUCCAGAGGAGGAUGGCACAUGAAAGCCACAGCGGAGCCUCCUCACCAGACGUCACUAAUGAAGACGGAGAGGGAGAACGGAAUGAGCUGUUCAGGAUUCUCAUUGAACAGGCAAAAGACGCAACCAGAGCAUUUCAUGAAGACCCCAAGACCAAAUCACCGCAGGAGGACUAUGUGAAGAGUUUGACCAGUUUCAUUGGCUCCCUGAUCAACUGUACACCGGAUAAUCGCAUGCUGACAUUCACCAGAGGCCUUCUAAACUAUGUGUUGGACUUCUGCGAACAGUCUGAGCAGCUGAUGCCACAAGUGGGACGUCAACAGAUGCCACCACGGCAGAUGUUUCCUAUGGAGCAGCCAUCUCAAUAUUAUGAACAGAAAGGAGCGAGAGAGAAAACGGGGAAUUACAGACCAGUUAGCCUGACUUCGGUGGUGGGAAAGAUGCUGGAGUCAAUUAUUAAAGAGCAGUCAAUGAUGGGACAUCCACCGCACAUGCGAAUGGGGGCACAGCCACACCUGCAGGCUGACCAGGUAUACAAUUUAAAAAAUAAAAUUGUGAGCUUAGAUUGUCCUUUGAUUAUUUGUCAAUCACAGCUUGUUAAGAUGAUUAAAUUCACCCUCCUAUUCAUCAUGUUUAUGUGUUUUAAAAAUAGUUCAUGAUCUGACUGCAAAGAC